AUGGCGAAGACGAGAUCGAAAAUAGUGAUAGACACAGAUUGCGGCGUCGAUGAUGCUGUGGCCAUAAUGCUAGCCCUCAGUGCCAAAGAUGUUUGCGAGGUGAUGGGGAUAACAUGUUGUUUUGGAAACUGCGCUUUGGACGAUGUUUGCAAAAACGUCAUGCGUGUACUCACGCUUUGUAGAGAGACUAAGAUUCCAAUUUACAGAGGAAGCAGCACCGCUUUUAUCAGACACGAUAGAACAGGGAAAAUACACGGCUCUGAUGGACUAGGAAACCGCGGCCAUGAAUUUUCUACCGGCGAUUUAAAAGAAAGUGAGAUUCCAGCGGUUUCUGCUCUCAUAAAAAUGGCAAAGGAGCAUCCCAAAGAAAUAACGUUGAUAGCGAUUGGGCCGCUGACAAAUUUAGCGAUAGCUCAACGAAUAGAUCCACAUUUCACUGAAAAUCUGAAGUCCAUUGUCAUAAUGGGAGGCAACUACAAAGGCGUAGGAAACGCUACCGAUACAGCCGAGUUCAACUUCUACUGUGAUCCAAUUGCAGCAAAUAUCGUUCUCACGGAGCCUGCUUGCUCAGUCGUUUUAGUGCCGUGGGAGACUGUGUUGGAGCACGGAAUGGACUUGAUACAGAAGAAAGUAAAAAAUGAGAAUAUAACUUUACAAGGUGACAUCUUGGUAUUCUUGAGGCGGAAAUGUCGAGGCUUAUUCAUAUUCAUCGGCAUUGGAAACGGUGUCCACAGAGAUCAGCAGUGUAUCGAUGUCAUCGCCGUCGCCUUCGUCAUGAAUACAUAUUUUGGCGCCGUUGUUGCAAUUGCUCUUGCAAUGCAGGCAUGCGACUGA
Molecule: messenger RNA, 834 nt
Organism: Uloborus diversus
Lineage: Eukaryota; Metazoa; Arthropoda; Arachnida; Araneae; Uloboridae
Exons: 4
Coding region: 1-834 (277 amino acids)
Molecular function (GO): hydrolase activity, hydrolyzing N-glycosyl compounds
Source: RefSeq, a predicted model, not a curated record